Messenger RNA from Ilex paraguariensis (yerba mate), 255 nucleotides. The record is from the annotation of a GenBank genome assembly. NCBI's taxonomy places the organism in Eukaryota, Viridiplantae, Streptophyta, Magnoliopsida, Aquifoliales, Aquifoliaceae.
AUGUUUUCUGAAAGCUGUCCACCAUUAGCAUGGGACAAAGAGAAUGCUUACACCCGUGAAGCUGUUGAGUUGUACUUUGAGGCUGGUUCUGGAGUUUGUUUAUCCAGGAAAGAAAUUCUUCGUUAUUUUUUGGAGGCAACAGCUGGUUCUCAUUUGGAAAACUUUGGCGAUGAGGAGAAGGAUAAAGCUGAUAGUCAGACUGAAGGCAGCCCUGCAGAUGGUAUGUUUCUCAUCUAUCCCUUCUUUAUCAAGUAA